This is a messenger RNA of Setaria italica (foxtail millet), 683 nucleotides long. RefSeq lists its product as uncharacterized. The transcript has 2 exons. Gene Ontology annotation, molecular function: molybdate ion transmembrane transporter activity. NCBI's taxonomy places the organism in Eukaryota, Viridiplantae, Streptophyta, Magnoliopsida, Poales, Poaceae. Gene Ontology annotation, biological process: molybdate ion transport. Gene Ontology annotation, cellular component: membrane. The record is from RefSeq and is a predicted model, not a curated record. Bases 154 to 522 code for a protein of 122 amino acids.
CAUUUCCUCUCCCCCUCUUCCCCGUCGACCUCGUCGGCGACGCCCGCCACUACCCCGCCGUCCGGCCCCACCCCGCAUCGCCGGCGCCCCCCGCCCGCCCCGUGACUCCCGCGGCGCAGCCACGGAUCCCGAGGAGACGGAGGAGCCCCGGCGAUGGGGUUGGUGAUCGAGCGGGAGGAAUGGGCGCUCACGCCCCUCGCAUACCCGCUCCUCUCCGCCGCGGGCCUCGCCGCCGCACUCCUCCUCCCUUACUUCUCCGCCGCGAGGACCCCGGCGCACGCGGCCGGGUCGUCCUCUUCCCCCUUCGACGUGGGCGCCGGCCCCUUCCUCCGGUUCCGCCGCGCCUUCCUCGUCAUCUUCUCCCUCGCGUCCGUGGUUGAGGGGAUCCAGUCCGUGUUCGGGGAGGAUGAGUUCGUCCGGUGUGGGCUUGGCAGGGAGCAGAUGGCCGCGCGCCUUGCUGCUACUGCUGCAGCUGCUCUGUUCCCAGGCGCCAUAUCUGGCGUCGUUUCUGACAAAAUGUAAGUUUUGGGGAUGAAUGCUUUUGCCCAGUGUUAUGAGUACAUAUUUUUCAUUUAAAGUUUAGAGCAUGAGUUUAUCACUUUAUUAUAAUGGAACAUUUUGCAUAGCUCGUUCAAUUGCUCCCCACAUUGGUUGGUGUGAUCCAGCAAAAUAUGAACUACCUA